This is a messenger RNA of Benincasa hispida (wax gourd), 900 nucleotides long. RefSeq names its product NAD(P)-linked oxidoreductase superfamily protein. NCBI's taxonomy places the organism in Eukaryota, Viridiplantae, Streptophyta, Magnoliopsida, Cucurbitales, Cucurbitaceae. The record is from RefSeq and is a predicted model, not a curated record.
CACUUCUCUACUUUCAUUUCUCCCCUUACAGUUCCAGAUAACGCCCCCAAAUGGCCGGCUCCUCCACCUCCAUCUUCUCACCCACCGCCACCGCCGCCGCCGCCGCCGCCGCCACCACCACUACCUCCUCCUCCUCAACCCACCGACUACUCUUAUACAAUUUCCCCUCAAAAAUCACGCCACAAUUCAACAGACCCACCACCCGCAUCUUCGUCUCUUCUUCCACCAACACUUCUCGCGCCGCCGCCGCAGCUUCAAAAAACGCCGCCGAAGAAAUCGUGUUCUUCGACGGAGGCGCUCACUACGGAGACCUAGUAGCUAAUCUUCUUCUGGGUUUUACUCUGCUUUGGCUGCCCUUGACUCUGGCCGCGGUUUCUAGGGCUUUUUACCUCAGGUACAGGUUCACCAACUUGCGGGUAACGGUGAUUUCGGGGCUGACGGGUGAGGAUAGAAGCGAUUUCUCGUAUCAGGUGAUCAAGGACGUUCAGGUAGUGCCACGUUUCAUCGGAGAAUGGGGAGAUGUUGUAAUUACUCUACAGGAUGGUACCAAGGUUGAUCUUAGGAGCGUUCCCAAGUUUAGAGAGAUCGCUAAAUACUGUCUUUCUAUGGCAGAUAAACCCGCUGUUCCUAAAGAGAGUGGCCCUAAAGGAUUUUAGAGACAUGGAUUCAAUUCCCUUGUAAACUCUCUGUUUCUUUGCCAGAGCUAUGUACGUAAUUCUAACUUUUACUCCUUUUUUGUUUUUGAAUUUCUUCUUGGGAUUCGGAUGGAGGAUGUAUCAUUUAUAUAUGUGUAUCAAAUUGUGGGAAUUAGUUUUGCAUAUAUACAGUUCUGUAUUGAAUUUUGCAAGGACUAUGUGAUUACUUUAGAAAGUAACAAAGAGCAGCGAAUUUGAGAGACUA